AUGAAAUUCCUCGCCACUGUCCUCUUUGCCGCUAUUGCUAUGGCUUCCCCCCAGUCUGAUGGGGGUGGGGCGGGCAACAGCGAUAUCAAGUUCCCCGUGGACCCGGAAUUGACCAUACAACAGGCCGAAGCCAAGUGUGGAAAUGAUGCCCAAGUCUUCUGCUGUAACAAGGCUAUGUAUACCCAUGAUAUCACCACUAGCGACACCGAUCCCCUCCCGGGUGUUGUGCAGACUGCUCUUGGCGGUGGCCCCGGGGGUGACGGUCUAGGUCUCUUCGGCCAGUGUAAAGAUAUGACUGCCCGGGUCCCCGUCCUAAAUGUCGUUGGUGGUGGUGUUGACCGGAAGGCGGCCGAGUCUUGCAAGCGCAAUAUUGCCUGCUGUCCAAGCUCCAGCGCCGAGUCGAACGGCAACUUAGUUGGCGCCGAUAAGCCUUGCGUUGCUGUUGGCUCUUUGCUGUAA
Aspergillus puulaauensis is the source of this 459-nucleotide messenger RNA. RefSeq lists its product as uncharacterized. Gene Ontology annotation, molecular function: structural constituent of cell wall. Lineage: Eukaryota; Fungi; Ascomycota; Eurotiomycetes; Eurotiales; Aspergillaceae. The transcript has 3 exons. Bases 1 to 459 code for a protein of 152 amino acids. Gene Ontology annotation, cellular component: fungal-type cell wall. The record is from RefSeq and is a predicted model, not a curated record.